CGUUAAUACCUCUACAAUCUUUCAGAAAAAUUAAAAAAACCUUAAAAUUAAAAACCCCGACUGAAAAACCGCCGUGUCUGCUCCAACUCGCCAAGAAGAGAAGCCGCCGGAGUCUGGAAAAGGACGCCGGAGCCACCGUUUUCCUGUGGUCGUGGCCAAGAGAAUUUUGGUGCUGUGGUGUUUUUUAUUAUGGAGAUUAAGACAGAUGUAAAAGAAAGCUCUCUCAUUCUGCUGAAGCAAGGAGCUGAAGCUAGAGUUUUUGAGUCAAAUUUUGUGGGAAGGCGGUCUGUUAUUAAGGAACGUUUCUCAAAGAAGUAUAGGCAUCCUACUUUGGAUUCUAAAAUAACUCUUAAGCGCUUAAAUGCGGAAGCCAGGUGCAUGACAAAAGCAAGACGACUUGGAGUUUCUACUCCAGUGUUGUAUUCUGUGGACCCUGUGCUGCACACUCUAACGUUUGAGUAUGUGGAGGGUCCUUCUGUCAAAGACAUACUCCUUGAAUUCGGGUCACAUGGUAUUAUUGAAGAGCGAUUGGAUGAUAUUGCUUUACAAAUUGGUGUUGCAAUUGCAAAAUUGCAUGAUGGUGGUCUCAUCCAUGGUGACUUGACCACAUCAAACAUGUUACUUAAGAGUGGUAUCAACCAGCUGGUCCUUAUUGACUUUGGUUUGAGCUUUACUUCAACCCUUCCAGAAGAUAAAGCUGUUGAUUUAUAUGUACUUGAACGAGCUCUGCUCUCCAUGCACUCUUCAUGUGGGAAUGUGAUGGAUCAGAUACUUGCUGCAUAUCGGAAGUCCUCAAAGCAGUGGUCAUCUACACUGAACAAGCUUGCUCAAGUGCGACAAAGAGGACGAAAGCGGACCAUGGUUGGAUGAGCCUCCUUCAAAUUUCUGUCCCCACUAAGGUAAAAGAGAAGGAAGUUCUGGUGGAGAGUUGAGUUUUAUGAUUUAUUUUUUUGAUAGUUUAUGGAAACUUUAUUGAGAAAGGUACAUCGCGUUCACGAUUAUGAACACUCUGAACUUGGAAUGAGUUUUAUGAUAUAAAUUAACCAUGUGCUAUAUUUAUCAGCA
This is a messenger RNA of Quercus robur (English oak), 1065 nucleotides long. RefSeq lists its product as uncharacterized. Gene Ontology annotation, molecular function: protein serine/threonine kinase activity; ATP binding. The coding region runs from base 190 to 870 and encodes 226 amino acids. The transcript is spliced from 8 exons. Lineage: Eukaryota; Viridiplantae; Streptophyta; Magnoliopsida; Fagales; Fagaceae. Gene Ontology annotation, cellular component: EKC/KEOPS complex; cytosol; nucleus. The record is from RefSeq and is a predicted model, not a curated record. Gene Ontology annotation, biological process: protein phosphorylation.